This is a messenger RNA of Ectocarpus siliculosus, 2040 nucleotides long. NCBI's taxonomy places the organism in Eukaryota, Phaeophyceae, Ectocarpales, Ectocarpaceae. The record is from the annotation of a GenBank genome assembly.
AUGAGGCUGAGGGGCAACACGGUCGUCAUCGAUGCCAGCGAUGCCAGCAAUGCCAGCGAUGCCAGCGAUGCCAGUGGUGGUAGCGGCGCCAGCGAUGCCAGCGGUGGCAGAGGUGCCAGCGAUGGCAGCGACGAAGGUAUCGACGCCGUCAACGCUUCCGAAGUAGACUUGAAUGAAGAAGUAAUUCAACAGCAACAACAGCAACAGCAACGACAGCAACAGCAACGACAGCAACAACAGACAUCCGGAGAUGUUUCCGCAGAAGUCGUGCCAGUGCGUCGUCUAUGCGCGGCGUCAUCCCCGGCACCGAUUCCUUUGGGCGUUCGAACUCUGAAGACGGACAACAUAGCCGAUAUCGGGUACGAUGAAGCCCGAUACAGAGAGCAGUACAGCCAUCCACAGGACCCCAACCCGACCGUCAGCGAGAAACCUUGGAUGCGAAUGGCAAACGCUCCUUACAAGCCAAAGGAAGAGAUUGUGUCUGAGAUACCAGGUCCUCAAGACUUGUUCGGACGCACCAUGAUCUCGCGCGUGAAGCAAAUGGAAUCCGACUUCGCGGCGAGCACUGUUCCCAUCACAAGCGAGAAACAAUUCGAUCGUCCUGUCGAGCAGAUAUCUACUGGCAACGGAUCCGCUAUCGGAUUCCACAUCGGCUCCGGCAGAAGAUUCCACAAGUUCCUCUUGAACGAUCAGCCAACGAUCGAGUCGGACGGGGGUCCACGGGGAGCGUUUUCCGGGGCGUCCGGUUCUCACGUGAAGGGUGACUACAGAACCGUGACGCAGCGGUCUUCUCUGAACCACAAAUCGGUGGGUCCACCGGUGGCGGUAGGUGUUCCGCAGUCCUCGGCUCCUGUUCCUUCCUUCAAGAUCACCGGGUCUCACCUCGAAAGCUACCGGAUGGACGACCACCUGGCGAAGAGCAGCAAGGCUCCGGUGCAGGCCUCGGCAUCGACCGACGCCGUUUUGUUCAGAGGCGCGCACGACGAAAAGUUGGAAGUGCUACACACAUCUCUUGUCACCGGAGGAGAGAGAUUCGCGACCGGGGCGUCCGGAACACGGGACACGAAGGUUCAUGUGCCUCUCAACAACGAUCCUGUCGCGACGUACGAGCAGCGCGUCGUUCCAAACUUCAAGAUUGCUAAAGCCUCCGACUACCACGACCAGCAGGUUACGGCGAGGCAGAUGAUGAUCCCAGAGAUGUCGCAGAACGUGUCGGCGCUACGCAAGGACCGGAAACCUCCCGUCUCCGGAUGGACGACGAACAAGAGCACAAGCCUUGCACUCGAGACAGGCGGAAUAAAAUCCGGCGCAGCGGUGCGUGGACCGAGCCUUCUGCCGGUCAAGAACGAGGCCGGUGCCUUCCGUGUUCCCGCGGACAGAAAAGAGGUUGUCGCGGAGAACGCGGCCCGCGUCGCCCGCGGGGCUGCCACUUCGCACGCCGUCGGAAAUUCGACCGCUUCGCCUUCUAUCUUCCGCACGACACAAAGUGUGUCCGAAUUGGUCGGCACACCUUUCAUCCGCGGCGCCGGCACCAAGCACGCUAGCAACCUUGAGCCGCUCCACGAGGACACCGACACACACUUGUCCGAGAUGGAGCGGUCCGGUAUCCUCCGGGGUUCCAACAAGGUUUCAACAUCGACUGUUCACUCUUCCGUUUCUCUUCCGCAAGAAAGAUUGGGCAGUAAGCAGCAAAGAGGGGACAUCUUCAAGAAGACAGAGCGCGACGCUGUGUUGGUCGCUCCAGGACUUCUCGGCACAAAUCGCACGGGAGCCGCGAAUCUUCAUGUCGAUGGCAUGAUAUCUCGCAAGGGUUUGGAGGGAGACGAAAAAGGACCAGUCAACGUCAUGCGAUCCGGUAAGAUCAACCACGUGAGGUUCUCCAGCGACAACAAACAAGCCGCUGGAGUGAGCAAGGACAGCACGAAAACCCGCAAGCUCGGGGAGGUCUUGAACGACAGAAUGGGGGCUUCCUCGGCUCUGAAAAAACUCUUGAAAAAUCCUUACUCGUUGCCCGCGGCGUCAAGGCUUCGCGCGCUGUGA